UCGGGCACCGAUCCUGCGAGGUCGAGCACCGACCCUCCGAGGUCGGGCACCGACCCUCCGAUGUCGGGCACCGAGCCGGCGAGGUCGAGCACCGACCCUCCGAAGUCGAGCACCGACCCUCCGAGGUCGGGCACCGAGCCGGGCGAGCCGCAGAAGCCUCCCUACUCCUACGUGGCGCUGAUCACCAUGGCCAUCCGCGCCAGCCCCGAGAAGCGGCUCCCCCUGAGCGGCAUCUACGCCUUCAUCGCCGAGCGCUUCCCCUACUACCGCGGCGGCUCCCCGGGCUGGCAGAACAGCGUCCGCCACAACCUCAGCCUCAACCCCUGCUUCCGACGCCUGCCCCGCCGCGGCUGCCGCGGCGGCGACUGGGCGCUGGAUCCCGCUUUCCGCGACAUGUUCCCGGAGGGCGAUUACCGCCGGCGCCGCCGCCGCCCUCGCUUCCCGACCGCAUCUCCUCCUCCUCCUCCGCCGCCGCCGCCGCCACCACCGCCACCACCGCCACCACCGCCAUCCGCGGAGCCCUGGUCACCGCCACCACCGCCGCCCGCCGAGCCCUGGUCACUGCCACCACCGCCGCCGCACCCUCUGCCUCCAGGGCCCUGGUCACCGCCGCCCGCCCCGCCGCAUCCUCUGCCCCCAGAGCCCUGGUCACUGCCACCACCGCCGCCGCAUCCUCUGCCCCCAGAGCCCUGGUCACCGCCGCCCGCCCCACCGCAUCCUCUGCCCCCAGAGCCCUGGUCACCGCCGCCGCCCCCGGCCCCCGCAGGGUGCUCACACGGGCCCUGGGCAGCGGUGACGCUGCCCUGCGGGUGCCUCUGCCCGGAGCUGCCCGGCUGGGCUCCCCCCGGGUACCCGGGGCCGCCGCAGGGCUACCCCGCCCGGCCGCUGGAUGCGGGGAUGCCCUGCGAGCCGGGCGCCGGGAUGUCACCCUCCUUCAGGUGAACCCCCGGCCGGGCUCGGGGCGCUGCUGCAUCGCCGCGGGAUCCCCGAGAAAGUGAUUGAAACCCACUGGGUUCCUGAGAAAGCGAUUUCAAACCUCCCGGGAAGCGCCGGAGGAAGAGCGGCGUGAAAAGUAGCCCCGCUGCGGUGACUUGAGAUGCGCCUCUUGUCUCGCUCCUCCGUGCCCCGAGGAGGAUGAGUUCCUCUUUUCCACUGCUGCAUCGGUUUGGAUUUGGGGAAGGGGGGGAUUAUGGUUUUGUUGUUCGAAACUUCAGGCAGGGAAGAAAUUACGGGUUUUGAUGUUUGAACCUUCAGGCAGGCUGAGAGGGAGCUGCAGAACGCGGGCGACCUCUGAAAGUACACGAGGAGGAGUCAGGCACGUGCUACUCCUCGGUUCAUGCAGGGAAGUUAUUUUUUUUUUCAAGUGUCCUUAAUUUAUUUUGAAGCUUUUCUUUCAAGGUUUAUGGAAAAGCAAUAUAUAUGUUGUGGGGUUUUUUUUGGGGGGGGAUUUUUACCAACAAACCCCAAAGGUAUUUGGGUUAAUACUGGAAACCUUGUGGGUUUGUAUUUGAAGUGAAUUUAUGUGGGAUUUUUCAUACGGGUAGUUUUAUAUUGUUGCUGGUUAUGUAUGUUUGCAUACGUUCAUUGUUAACAAGUUUCUUAUAAAUUACUAUGUAAUACUGUUUUCCCUUUGGAUUUCAGAGGGAGUAGUUUUUAUGCUUUUCUCUCAGAAGGAGGGUUCAGAAACAAAAUGUUCUUCCAAUAAGAACCGCGUUUUAAGGGAGAGAAGAAUUCAAAUACUGUUAUGUGAAGAGCAGCACUUAUUGUAUGUUAUAUUAAUAGGUAGUAUUUUCUAAGAGUUGUGGCUUCAAAAAGUACUUAAACUGUUUUGAUGCUUUUCUUGAAAGCAGGUACAACUAAAAUCCAGUUUUAUAGUUAUUUUACAUUUUUUUAUAGUUAUGAAGUGAUUCUGAAUGUCAUCUUUAAAUUCUACCAAUGUGAUAUAAACAGUGAAAUACUGUUAGAUUUAGCUUUAUGGUUGUUUUUACAGGGUGUUAACACAUUAAAGAUGCUGCAGUUCUGUCACGUUUCAAGUUGUUUUUUCUUUUCAUCUCAUUUUUCAUGUAGCUCCUGAUAUCUUUAAACACCAAACCAUUUGCUAUAUUUCGAAGAACGGUAUUUGAACUCUGAUUAUAAAAUCGAUUAAGUGCCCAAAGUGGGAACGCAGGUACAUAAGGAUUGCUGUAUUUUGAAGCUCUUGGUAACUGUGUGUAACUGAAACAAAUUCUUCUGGGGUUUUUGUUCUAAUUAAGGUAUGGUUCUGUUCUGCUUGGCAAAUUUGUAAAGUGCCUGCUGCAGUUUAGAGCAUAUGUGAACAAUUCAUAGAUGUAAAACUCCAGCUGCUGAAUUUUGGGUAUUGAGUUUGACCUCUGCACUCCCAUUAAUUCCGCAGUGCACACGAUUAGGGAAAUAGGAAGGGUUUCUGAAAGUCUGACUCUCUUUGUGUGCCUCGCACUGGUGGUUUUAUCUGGCUUUUUCUGAUUUUCCAUGGCCCAGGUACAGGUCCGGUACAUGCGGUCUCCUUAGAAAGCCGGCGGUGGGCCCCGUGCAGGAUGAAACCUGUCCCCGGGAUGGGGUUUUAAGAAGGAUUCUCUGUGUGUUCUGGGUGGGGUUUGAUGUGAAAUACCCUCUCUUGGAGACAAGCAGCGGCUAUGCCCGUUCCUGAAGGGCCAGUACAUCAUUUUUCCCAGGGAACCUC
Myiozetetes cayanensis is the source of this 2698-nucleotide messenger RNA. RefSeq names its product forkhead box protein E3-like. The record is from RefSeq and is a predicted model, not a curated record. NCBI's taxonomy places the organism in Eukaryota, Metazoa, Chordata, Aves, Passeriformes, Tyrannidae. The transcript has a single exon. Gene Ontology annotation, molecular function: DNA-binding transcription factor activity, RNA polymerase II-specific; RNA polymerase II cis-regulatory region sequence-specific DNA binding. Gene Ontology annotation, biological process: anatomical structure morphogenesis; regulation of transcription by RNA polymerase II; cell differentiation. The coding region runs from base 61 to 942 and encodes 293 amino acids.